Molecule: messenger RNA, 3835 nt
Organism: Rhineura floridana
Lineage: Eukaryota; Metazoa; Chordata; Lepidosauria; Squamata; Rhineuridae
Gene: ZC2HC1C
Product: zinc finger C2HC-type containing 1C
Exons: 3
Coding region: 123-1700 (525 amino acids)
Source: RefSeq, a predicted model, not a curated record
CUGAAACUGUGGCCCAUCUCCUGCUGACAUCUGUGGCCUUUCUCCUGCUGACACCUAAUUAAUCUUCUACUGUAGUCUAAACAUCUGCUGCAGUUGUCUUAAGGCUUUACUGGAAGUGCUGAAUGGCUCAGUUGCAACUGACUGUGUGUUCACAUAUGGAUCCAAUGGCGUCCAGUUCCAGUCUUCCUGCAACAAACCAGGAAAGAUGUCAUCCUGAGGCUCUUAAAGAGCAGCCCCAGCUAGAGCACCUGAGGAAUAAUAUCCAGCAGCAACUCCUGUUCAACAAAGACAAGAAGUUGGCAGAUCUUCAUACCCCAAAAGGGAGGAGCUCUUCCUGUUCCCAACCUGCAGAAACUAGUCAGUUGAUCUUGGAAAAGGCAGGCUUCUAUUCUGCUGGCCCUCACAACUGGUACUUCAAGGGCCAGGCCAGCAGUCUGCCCUCCCACUGGAGAACCAAGCGGAGAGAAGGUGUGGACAGGGCAUACCCACUAAAACCAGUCUUUCCCCAUAAAGCUGGGAAUGCUCCCCUACCUAGUUCUUGGCAAGGUGGGAGCCCCCCAGCCAGAGAGACUCCUGCUAAUGGCACUAGUUCAGAGAAAAAAGGAAGGUCACAUGCAGUCAAGGCUCAUCGUGUUGGAGUGCCUUCUCCUUUUACUGUAGAACAAUCCAAGAGAGCAGCUUCUCAUUCGCGAAGGGCAGAGACAGGCUACAUUCAAAAACUGGAGGCUGCUGGGCGGAGCUUAGAGGAGGAGAUCCAGCGAAAGGAAGCCCUCCUUAGGGAGAAGCUGAGGAGAACAGAAGAAGAGCUCCGGAGAAUCCAGUGGGAAAGGCAGCAGGCAGAGGCAGAAGCAAGACGGGAGCGAGGAGGACUAUGUAUGCCUGAGAGGAAAGCAGCAGGUAUUACUCAAGGCCAUGUUUCCAGAUCUACAGCCCAGCUGUGUGAUGGUCAAAAGGUACAUAUUCCAGAGAGCCCCACUGCCUCAAUGGGAAUUGCCGUGCUUCCUCAGACAAUCCACAUGGAAAGGCUCAAAAAGCAAAGACUGGUGGCUAGCAACAGUAAAAUUCGAGAGAAUGUAUCUCAGAUUUCCACCACUUGUAGCCCAGAACUGACUUCUGUGAAUGACCAGGCUCUUUCAGCAGCAACCUCUUUGAGACAGGUUGACUCCAUGCCAGCAGAACCUUUAUAUACAGAGGCUCCAAGCAGUGUAGAGGAUUGGGGAGAGUGCAGUUUCUGUGGACGGAAGCUUUACUGCUCCAGGUUGGAGAAGCACAUAAGUAUCUGCAGCAAGAAUCAUGUCUUCAAGAGAAAAGUGUUUGAUUCAAGCAAGGCUAGAGCAAAGGGCACCGAACUAGAGACAUAUUAUCUCUUGAAGGGUUCAGAUACGUCCCAGAAAAAAACUUCCCACCAAAGCACUGAGGCUUCCAAGCAAAACAGUGAGAUAUCUAAGCAAAGCAAUUGGAGACAGAAGCAUGAAUCUUUCAUCAAGACAUUGCGCAGGGCUCGUGAGGUGCAGCGAGUAAUCUCCAAAGGGGGGAAGGCCUCAGAUCUGCCCCCAGCCCCUGCCAUGGAGAACCCAGACUACAAAUUGUGUCCAUAUUGCACCCGUCAGUUUGCACCUAAAGUGGCUGAGAGACACAUUCCCAAGUGCAAGAACAUUAAGAACAGACCACCACCACCACAACAAAAGAGACGUUGCUAGUAGUGGGUCAAAGUGACAUCUUCAACUGUCAUCAUCAUAGUGAGGGUCCCUGCCGUUGCCUUCAGUUUGACAGCAUAGAACAGCAGACUGUGAUCCCACUGCUGCAGCUCCAUUAAAAAAUGUGUAAAAUCAGUGAGAAACCCACAAACUGAACAGAUUAUUAAACCCCUCAUAUUGUGUAUUGAGUUCUGUGCUUCCUAAGACAGCACAGGAAGACUGAAGGUAGUGCUCUUACAUCUGUGCUGCUGCUGUUGCCUGAUCCUAAUUCUCUCCUCUGUACAGUUCUUCACAAGCAAGCUAUACACAUUUGAAAGGAACAGCAGGAUUUCUGACUGCCUCCUAGUAUGGGAGUAAUGUGCUGCAUAGAGAUCCUACUAAAAAAUAUGAGAAGGAAAGACUGAGCUCCCACCUCUCGAGUCAAUCCCUGCAUCUAUGUGAGGUGUCUCCUAAGUGGGACUACCAUUCAUAUGUGCUGCCAGGGACAGAGAUUUCUCAGUUGUCAUAACUGGAAUAAAGGUCUUAAACUACUGAAAUGCCCAGUGUUAUGUUGGCCACCAUAGAGAAGACAAUCCUUGUUCUGUACCACUCAAAUUACAUUAUUGUAUUACUGGCAUAACUGUUGGGAAUGGGUGAUACCUACUUGGAUAUAUUGCAUGCUGUCCAUCUUAUGUUUUGGAGAAGCUUCCAUGGCCAUUCCAUUUUUUUGCCCAUCUGCACAUGGUCUGUUCAAAUUUCUCUGUAGCUAUGAGAAAAUAGCCAUGGACAAAAUGGGAAUGAUUGUGGGGUAGAUUACUUUAGCAUAAUUUGGCCAUUGAGUCUCACCUCUUUAUGCAAUCAAAAGCUCAGGGAAAAGGGAAAUUAGGUAGUUAUUUAGGAGGUGGACACUUGGGUUAGCCAUUGCAACGGUAUCAGGUUAGUGGCUGAGAAAUCUGGGUGCUGACCAGCUAGAGGGAGUGUUUCGCAAGCAAGGGGAACAAGUGCAUUAAAGGUAGAAUGGCAUAUGCACUCAUUGCCUCUCAGUAAUAAAUUCAGUCUAAUAAAAUAUGUGGAACAUGGCAAUUUGGAUGUCUUAGGAAAGUGUAGCUAAUGAAAGUGGGAAGAUAAAGCAUAGAGGAAUGUAUUGCCUCUCUGUCACAUCUUACCAAAUACCAAUCUCAUUUUAUGCAAUGCAAUGCUUCAACAGAUUAUGUGGUUCAUAAGCAUUGCUACAAAAUGCAAGCGUUGAGUCACUAAUGAGAAAUACUGAUAUCACAUUAGACAUGGUAAGAACAAUUCUCAUUAUGUGCACAACCUCUUUCAUAACACUGGCUGUGAAAAAAAGACAGGGAAGAGUAAUGAAGUAUUUAGAUUUAUGAAAAUGUAGGAGAUGGAUUUCAGGACAGUGUCCCCACUGAGGAAGCUACUAUAAUGGGAAUAUGAAAUCAUUAACGCUCUACAUUUUCUGUUACUAACAAAAUCCAAAAAAAUGGUUUGAGGCCAGACUGGCUUUCUCGAUUGCACAAACAGCUCGUGCCAACUCCCCCAUUUGUUUUCCCCAUGCUUUCAAGUCAGAUAAUAUAAAAGCAAAGACUGAUUUCCAGUGGUUCUCCUAUAUCUCGUCUCUGCGCCCCCGCCCUCCCCCGUGCCGUCCGUCGCCGGGUUGUGCCGCGCCGCCCACCGCCCUUCGCCAGAAGGAGCUGAAGGAGAGGAGGAGGACCCCGGCGGAGGUGGCUGUGCGCACCCCGCCGUUUCCCUGUGCCCUCCGUGGCUGCUUCCCCGUAAGGUGACCGCCUGCUUCGUCUUCUCCGGCCCCGAUUGUUGCUCCGGCAGCCCCGACCGGCCGCCGCGCUGGAGGAGCAACGCAAAGGAGACCCCAGGAGAUACGGGACACAGGCACAGGAGACCUCGGGAGAGGGACGAGCUCCGUCGCUACUGCUGCCGGCUGUCGGAGGGAGAGCUGUCGCUGUUGUUUGUGACUGUGUCGCUGCUCUUUCUGACUGUUGUUGUGCCCUGCAGGACUGGGUCCUUAGGCGCUCUACCAGCUGUGACUUAUUUCCUCCACCUGCUUGCCGGGAGUUGGAUAUCAUUGCUGCUUGAAGAGGGAGAAUUGCGGCUGUUUGUUUAGCUGCUGCUGCUACCGCUCCUCUGCUAUUAUA